Mytilinidion resinicola is the source of this 1236-nucleotide messenger RNA. Its product is annotated as DUF453-domain-containing protein. The transcript has a single exon. NCBI's taxonomy places the organism in Eukaryota, Fungi, Ascomycota, Dothideomycetes, Mytilinidiales, Mytilinidiaceae. The record is from RefSeq and is a predicted model, not a curated record. Bases 1 to 1236 code for a protein of 411 amino acids.
AUGAAAACGGGUUCAAUAUGCCUGCGAUGUCUACGAGCUCAGAAAUAUAAAACUAAAACGCUAUCCCUCCGAAACACCACCUCAACCCGACCCUUCUCCGCCACAUCUUUCCCUCAGAUGCCGCAACGCUCUAUAGACGCCUCCUACUACCGCGGCGGCACGUCGCGCGCCCUCAUAUUCCAACCCAAAGACCUCUCCGUCGACCGCUCAUCUUGGCCUCCCAUCUUCCUCCAGCUGAUGGGCUCCCCAGACCCGUACGGGCGCCAGCUCGACGGCAUGGGCGCCGGCAUCUCCUCGCUCUCUAAAAUAUGCAUCGUAGCGCCAAGCACACGCCCAGACUGCAAUGUCGACUACACAUUCGUAGGCAUAGGCAUUGAGAGAGACGAAGUGGACAUGGCGGGGAACUGCGGGAACAUGAUUAGUGCCAUUGGGCCGUAUGCUGUCAAUUCGGGGCUGUUUGAGGUGGGUAAGGACGGGGAGGUUACGGUGCGGAUUCAUAACACCAAUACUGGAGUUGUGAUACGCAGCACAUUUCUCGUCGUUGAUAGCCAAGUGGUGGUAGAGGGGGACUACACCAUUGACGGUGUCGCAGGGACUGGCGCGAAGAUACAGCUGGACUUUCUAAGGCCUGGCGGCGCGAAGACGGGGAAGUUGUUGCCGACUGGACAGGUUGUGCAGAAGAUUAAGGGAGUCGAGGUCAGUCUUGUGGACGCCGCUAAUCCAUGUGUUUUUGUAAGAGCGGAAGAUGUAGGGGUACCAGGGACGAUUUUGCCGGCCGAUUUCAACAAGAUGCCAGAGAAACUGGCGCUACUGGAUGAGAUUCGAAGAGCUGGUGCAGUAGCUAUGGGACUUGUGAAGAAUGAGAGCGAAGUUCCCAGGACGAUACCGAAGGUUGGCAUUGUGUCGAAGGCGGCCACGCAUAAGGUGUUGUCGGGAGAAACAAUAGAAGAAAGCUCAGUCGAUGUGGUAAUCAGGUUCAUCUCUGAUGAGCAACCGCACCGUGCAAGUCCGUUGACGGCGGCGCUCUGCACGGCUGUCGCGUCGAAGAUCAAGGGGUCAAUUGUCGAGCAGUGUCUGGCGUCGAAGCCGGUCAAUGCAGACAUGGUCACGAUCGGGCAUGCGAGUGGGCGAAUACAGAUUGACGCUACAAUGGAUGAAGAUGGCGACGCCGAGUGCGCAACUGUUUUUAGGACUGCGAGGAGGAUCUUUGAUGGUAAAGUGUACUAUAACGCAUGA